Pteropus alecto (black flying fox) is the source of this 1032-nucleotide messenger RNA. It is a transcript of the gene UCP1, whose product is annotated as uncoupling protein 1. The record is from RefSeq and is a predicted model, not a curated record. Gene Ontology annotation, cellular component: mitochondrial membrane. The transcript has 6 exons. Lineage: Eukaryota; Metazoa; Chordata; Mammalia; Chiroptera; Pteropodidae. Gene Ontology annotation, molecular function: oxidative phosphorylation uncoupler activity. Gene Ontology annotation, biological process: mitochondrial transmembrane transport; response to cold; mitochondrial transport. The coding region runs from base 1 to 918 and encodes 305 amino acids.
AUGAUGGGCCCCACGACCUCGGACGUGCACCCGACCAUGGCGGUCAAGAUCUUCUCCGCCGGAGUGGCAGCCUGUGUGGCAGAUGCGAUCACCUUCCCGCUGGACACAGCCAAAGUCCGGCUCCAGAUCCAAGGUGAAUGCCAGACCUCUAGUGCCAUCAGGUAUAAAGGCGUCCUGGGAACCAUCACCACUCUGGCCAGAACAGAAGGGACCAUGAAGCUCUACGGCGGGCUGCCUGCUGGCCUCCAAAGACAAAUAAGCUCUGCCUCCCUUCGGAUCGGGCUCUAUGACACCUGCCAGGAAUUCUUCGCCUCGGGGAAAGAAACCAGUUUAGGAAGCAAGAUCUCAGCUGGCCUAACAACUGGAGCAGUGGCAGUAUUCAUUGGGCAGCCCACAGAGGUCGUGAAGGUCAGACUUCAAGCACAGAGCCAUCUACAUGGCCUCAAACCUCGCUACACUGGGACCUACAAUGCUUACAGAAUUAUAGCAACAACGGAAGGCUUGACAGGUCUUUGGAAAGGGACUACUCUCAAUCUGUUAAGAAGUAUCAUCAUCAAUUGUACAGAGCUAGUAACGUACGACCUAAUGAAGGAAGCCCUUGUGAAAAACAAACUACUAGCAGACGACGUACCCUGCCACGUCGUGUCGGCCAUCAUCGCCGGAUUUUGCGCAACGGUUCUGUCCUCUCCAGUGGAUGUGGUGAAAACCAGGUUCAUCAACUCUCCACCAGGACAGUACACAAGCAUGCCCAACUGCGCGAUGACAAUGCUCACUAAGGAAGGACCGUCGGCGUUUUUCAAAGGAUUAGUACCUGCCUUCCUGCGACUCGGAUCCUGGAACGUCGUCAUGUUCGUGUGCUUUGAACAGCUGAAAAGAGAGCUGACGAGGUCGCGGCAGACCGUGGACUGUGCCACAUAAUUAAUCACCUUUAGGAAAAGGAUGCAACAUACCAGUGCGAGUCUUUGCCAACUGGAUAAUUAAAAACAACGAACAAAUGAACAAAACACUCUUCACUUUAUUUCACCCUAAAAA